This is a messenger RNA of Lachancea mirantina, 1182 nucleotides long. Lineage: Eukaryota; Fungi; Ascomycota; Saccharomycetes; Saccharomycetales; Saccharomycetaceae. The record is from the annotation of a GenBank genome assembly.
AUGCUGUCUGUACACCCUUACGCACAGCAUUCGAACGUCGCAGAUAUAGACCACUCGCACCCCUUGCCGCAGGACACGCCCCAGUCGCAGCGGUCGCAGCUGGGCUCGACCACCGCGGGCGGCGGCGGGUCCCAGACGAACCUGCAGCAGCUCGAGUGGGACGCUAGACUCGGCGGCGGCGCGGCCAACGCGUAUUUUUCCAAAUCCGCGUCCCAGAUGGGGCCUGCGCGCGCGUCUGUGCACGCGCCCAUGCUGUUACAGCAGCCCGUGAUGUGGAACUUCCAGCCCAGCCCGUACGGGGCGCCGUCUUCGUGGAGCCCGUACCAGUUCCAGCAGCCGCCGAGCGGGCCUGGCGGGUCGCCGCCGGGCGCGGCUGCGGCCGCAGGGGCGCCUCCCCCGGGCGGGGGCCCGCCCGGGGCCCCGCCCGGGGGAACGGGUCCCUCUGGGUACGUGCCCGCAGGCGUGCCCGCGGGCGUGCCCGCGGGCGUGCCCCAUCCGUCCGAGGCCAUGGGCCGCCACCCGAGCGCCUCAGACAUGUCCGCAGUCAUGUACGCGGCCGCCGCGGCGCCGGACCUGCGCCAGUACUCGGCGGCUUUCCCCGGGCUACUGCCGUUCCAGCCUGCGCCCCCUGCCGCCGUGGGCGGGUCCGCGGCGGCGCCGCCGCCCGCGCAGCACCAACAGCGGCUGCCGCCGUCGCUGCCGCCCCUGCAGCAGCGCCAGCUGCCGGACCACCGGGGCAGCGUGUCCCUGGUGGGCAUCCCCGGCGUGGUCCCCGGCGUGGUCCCGGGCGUCCCGGGCGUCACGGUGCUGGCCGGCGAGGGCGCCAACGUGCACAAGUGCCAUUUGUGCGACAAGUCGUUUAAGCGCAAAUCGUGGCUCAAGCGGCACCUGCUCUCGCAUUCGUCCGCCAAGCCCUACAACUGCCCCUGGUGCCAGAGCCGCCACAAACGCAAGGACAAUCUGUUCCAGCACAUGCGGCUGAAACACGUACCCCAGGUGCUCGAGGAGCUCACGGGCUCGGGCGGAAGCGCCGUCGGCGCCGUCGGCGCCGUCGGCUCCGCGCCGGACGCCGGGUCGCUCAAGAGCCUGAUUCACGACGGCCGCGUCAACAAAGAAGACGUCAAGACGGUGCUGAACGCGAUCAUUGCGCGUGUCAACGGCGAAGACAACGUACGUGAGUAG